Rhipicephalus microplus (southern cattle tick) is the source of this 2708-nucleotide messenger RNA. RefSeq lists its product as uncharacterized. Lineage: Eukaryota; Metazoa; Arthropoda; Arachnida; Ixodida; Ixodidae. Gene Ontology annotation, biological process: regulation of glycogen biosynthetic process. Gene Ontology annotation, molecular function: protein phosphatase 1 binding; glycogen binding. The record is from RefSeq and is a predicted model, not a curated record. Gene Ontology annotation, cellular component: protein phosphatase type 1 complex.
UGCAGCGCCGUUUUGUCAAGCAACUAGCCGCGGCCGUCGUCAGCGGCGGUGGGGCAGCGGCGUUGCGGCCGAGGCCAGCUGCGGCGAGGCAGCCUCGGGCAGCGCGGCGGCUGCGUUGCUUCCGGGGCCCUUUGGCAGCCGGCGCUGACGAAGACGACGAAGCUGAGGACGGCAGGCAAAGCUCGUUGCAGGCCACGGCGGCCACCGUGGAGCCGUGCCGCCGCCGGUGCGGGCCCAGUCCCGCCCGGCGGCGUCGUCGACGGCAGCGCCUCGUCCGGGAAGGUCGCCCAAAGGUCGGUGCGAUGGCGUCGUCUGCGCGCUAUAUUUAGUCGUCAGUCUCUUCGCGUGGGAGACUAUGACCCCGAGCGAAUGGCAGUCCUCGUGUGCGAUUGGGCUCGCUAGCUGCCGGCUCCGCGCCGAGUAUCUGGCAAGGCAACUUUACUGCAAGCCUUUCACUUCCAUGGAUGACCGGCCCGCUGCGGUGGUGCGCUGUCCGCCGUGCCGUCAACAGUCGUCCGCCUCUGUCAACGGUUCGACAGGAUCCUGGCCGAGCCCCCCGGCGCCGCAAGACGCGUCCAACUUCCUGGUGCGUACAGGCCGCGCUCUCUACGACCGGCUCUUUUCAUUGCUCCAAGAUCAAGCCAGCGACUGCGUCGUUCAGUACUGCGAGCAGGGUUCCAACGCUGAUGAUUCGUCGCCGACGUCUUCCGUCGACGAACCUGCCGGCACACUGGCGUCUCAGCAAGCAGCUGCCGUAGCUGCUGACUUGUGCGGGCGAAACACUGUUGUCGUAGAGGAGCCCCGAAGCGCGCCUCUGUCUGAGCGCCUGCCGCAGAGCCCCGCCGUCGUCUCCGACGCGGUGCCCUGCAUCCCCCCCGAGCUGGAGGUCAAAAGCACCGAGAAUGUGAAAGGUGAUGCAGACGAGGAGCCGCGCCGCUACCCAGCUGAGCGAGACGUGGUGCGCGCCGCGCUUUCACAUCGUGCCCCUGACGACAGCUUUCAUUUCCCUAUCGUGCAAGAGCUGGUGCGGCCUGGCGUGUUGGUGCACAACGAAAGCGACUCCUCGUGCGACCUUUCCGAUGACGCCUUCCACGACGCUGCUGACGGACUUGCCGAGGAAUUUCGCGAUGGUAGUGGUUCGUCGGAGACCAGCAGCGAGGAUAAGGCACUCACCACGGCACCGAAUGAUUCGGGCAAAGCUGCUGCUCCGGCCAGCCCUCCUGCCAUCGUCGCUACCACUGAUAACGUGCCCACAAUCUCUUCUCCAGCUGCUGUUUCAUCGCCUCCCGCUAUUUCGUCGGUGUCCACUUCACCCACUACGGAAUCCUCGUCAAGUAGCGGCAGCAGUUCCUCACAGGGGGCGUCUCCGAGCAGGCCACGGUCAUCGCGCUUUGCGAAGCACCGAUUCGCCGAGGCUCCACCGUGUAAGGUGACGCCCAAGCCAGCUGCACAGCCAGAGCACGCGGUUGACGAGUCGUCGUCGUCGUCCGAAACGCUGUCACCCCCCGCCGUUGACAACAAGAUGCCGCCGGCCACUCCUCCCAAGCGGGACUCCGUCGACAGCGACGAUGACGAGAGCGGCCGCGCCGUCCUUGUUCGCAGCACGUCGCUCAAGAGCGGCAAGAGUCCACCGGGCACGCCGUUCAAGAAAAAGAUCGUGCGAUUCGCCGACGCUCUGGGUCUUGACCUGGCUGCUGUGCGAACCAUCGUGUCCGAAGAGCUGCCGUUUGUACCGGCUUCCGCCUUCACACACCUCCAGCUGGCGCCGCUCGUGCGGUCGCCACCUCCGUGCACGCUCGAGCUGAAGCCGUUGUUUUCGCAGCCUGGUGCCAGUCCGACCUUCAUGAACCGGCUGACGAGCCAACGCGUCUGCCUCGAGUCUGUCGUGACGUCGGGCUGCGCCCUACAUGCUGUCAUCCGGGUGUUGAACGUGGCCUUCGAGAAGUUGGUGGUGCUGCGUUACUCGCUGGACAACUGGCGAUCCUUUUGCGACCUGCGUGCCGUCUACUUGCCGGGCUCGUCAGAUGGCAUCUCGGACCGUUUCGGCGUCGACGUCUACCUCACGCCCCAAGGUGACGCGCAGCUGCAGAUGUGCGUGCGCUAUGUUGUCGGAGACCAGGAGUACUGGGACAAUAAUGACGGCGCCAACUACUGCUUCGAGUUCCGGGACUCCCCUAAAGACGAGCCCGAAGUGACGCCUCUGAUGAACUACCUCUGACGCGAGCGGAAGCUCUCCGAAGGACCCUAGUAUUUAUUCGUGCGCGCGCGCAUAGCUGUACAGGAAGGAAUGUGUGGCCGAGGUGGACUUGAUUCGCGCUGUGCGUUCAAAGACAUAGGUUAGCAAUAAUAAAUGGACAUGCCAGACGGGAUCUGCUUGCCGACCCGCGACCGUAUGUGAGAGGACUGUGGCCGACGUGCCCGCGCUGGUGGCCUCGCGGGAAAAGCGCGGUAACAGCCCUGAGUCGCUCCUUGGUAUUUAUUUAUUGUUUGUUUAGUGUGGAGGCGCACGCCAGUGAUGUGUAAGGAGCAGGGAUGUUGUGGUCGUCUUUCAGAGUAGCCUGCCUGCAUUUUUCAGAAUGAGAGGUAUAUUUUCGGAAAUUUGGAUCGACAAAUGCCUUAAAAAUUAUUCCGCGAAGUUUAAAUGAAGUGCGUGAUGGCUGUUAACGUCAAACAGAAUAAAUAAAUAAAUAAAUGUUUCGUGAAAGCAA